Messenger RNA from Daucus carota subsp. sativus, 4852 nucleotides. RefSeq lists its product as uncharacterized. The coding region runs from base 413 to 4543 and encodes 1376 amino acids. Gene Ontology annotation, biological process: signal transduction; protein phosphorylation. Gene Ontology annotation, cellular component: cytoplasm. Gene Ontology annotation, molecular function: protein kinase activity; protein binding; ATP binding. Lineage: Eukaryota; Viridiplantae; Streptophyta; Magnoliopsida; Apiales; Apiaceae. The transcript has 10 exons. The record is from RefSeq and is a predicted model, not a curated record.
CCCCUCUCUCUCUCUCCCCCAUUUAUAUAUAAAAAUAUUCCUUCCACCGCCGCAAGCAUUGGAAAGAUGAAAACAAUCUCUCCAGUCCACCCUGCUGUCAUCAAUUUAUAAGAAGAAAGUGGUACUUUUUGGAUUAGUCAAAAAAUUAUCCUCCCCCUUCACACAUUCAAAUCCAAUCACCCAUCUCUCCAUUGUGGUAAUUUAUCUCUGCCCCUUUUCCCUUUUUUGUAUAUUACUAUUUUUGUUCUUCUUUCAUUCAAUUACAUUAGGGUUUAUCACUCUGCUUUUCUUUAAUUCAUUCUUUCUAUUUUUGAUCUGCGCAUAUGUGUGUGUUUCGUUUGUUAAAGUAGUGAUAAAUCAGUCAGCCCUAGUCUUUGUAUUGUUAAGAAUAUAUCAGAAGAGUAUAAAAAUAAUGGCUUUUGAUCAGAACUCAAUUCCCAUCAACCUAAGACCUUUAAAUACAGCAAGAACUCUUGUUGAUGAUUCUCGCAUUGCCCCUCCUGUUACCACUACCUCUGGUAGAAAUAUAGAGGGCUUUUAUGCUGCCAAUCCUUCGAGAGACCACCCCCACCCUGGUAGCCCUUCUGCGGUUCCGCUUUAUUAUCCUGCAACAGUUUCUGAUUCCGGGUAUGUAGGAUUAGGAUAUCCUGGGGUUGGUGGUGGUUGGGUGCAACGUAUGCCACACCCACCUGCUGCUGUUAUUGGGGCACCCGUUGUUACUUCUCCAGCUGUUGUUGCUUCUCCUGCUGUUGUUCCUACGGCUGGUUAUGGUAAUAGCCCCAAACUCGGGAAUAGGCUUGGCGGCACUAAUUUUGAUCAGGCUAGUGAUGACAGUAGAGAUGAUUCGGUCUCUGGGAAAAAGGUCAAGUUUCUAUGUAGCUUUGGAGGAAAGAUUAUGCCGAGACCUAAUGACGGGGCAUUGAGAUACGUUGGCGGUGAGACUAAGAUUAUUAGUGUAAGGAGAAAUCUUAGCUUUAAUGAGUUGGUUCAGAAAAUGACUGAUUCGUAUGGGCAAAAUGUUGUUAUAAAGUAUCAGUUGCCAGACGAGGAUCUUGAUGCGCUUGUAUCAGUAUCUUCUCCAGAUGAUAUGGAGAAUAUGUUGGAUGAAUACGAGAGACUGGUUGAAAGGUCUCCAGAUGGAUCAGCUAAGUUAAGGGUAUUUUUGUUUUCACCUACUGAGGGAGAUUCUCCUGCCACUGUUCAAACAGGAAUAUCUAAAGAUAAUGGUCAGAGAUAUAUUGAGGCAGUCAAUGGCAUUGUAGAUGGAACUACUGACGGUAUCACGAGAAGGGAGAGUAUGGCUAGUGCUACUUCUACGCAGAAUUCCGAUUUGAGUGGGACUGAGGCUGUUGAUAGCACUGGCCAUGGGCAAGUUGAUGUUGUUGGGAAUCUAUCUACUGGAGGGGUAUCACCUAAAACUAAUUUCAUUGCCACUCAAGAAGUUGCACCUAGACUGGUUUAUGUGGACCCUAACCCUCCAAUGCACAUUGAAGCUGCAACUGCUCCAAUAGGUGUUCAAAUGGUUAGUUCACAUCCUCCAGUUUUAUCCACUCAGCCUAUUUCUGUUGUACAGCCACCGCAACAGCUGGGCUUUCCACCACGUGCGCCUUAUUUCCAGGCCUAUGCAGAUCCUCAGCAAGAAGUGUUAAACCGCACGGAGUAUGUACAAUAUCCUUCUCAGAUGGGGUUUCCUGCUCAACUCUAUGGGACCGUUAGGCCUGUAUUCACACAACAACAAUAUCACAAUAAUGUUGCUAACAUCAACCCCCAUCAGCAGUAUAUUCCUGCAGUGCACAUGUCCAUGACUCCUUCCUCUUAUGCCAACCUCAGACCAACUGCUGUUCAGCCAAUUGUUCAACCCCAACAAGUUCAAGUGGAACUUUUUCCCGAGGAAAACAAGUAUGGGCAAAGAGUUAUGCAACUUCCUGGUGACCAAAGCUACAAUGCCUAUCAUGCACAAGUCUCCCAGUCCCCCAUAAUGCCAGGCGGUUUUGGUUGGCAUCAAGCUCCGCAGACAGAGCAAGUUCCCUUCUCUGAUGGUCUGGUACCUCAGCAACAGGCUGCUUUGGCUGAGAAACUGCCUAGAUUUGAGGAAUGCUUUAUGUGCCAGAAAGCUUUACCUCACGCACAUUCAGAUACAGUAGCACAAGGUCAGAGAGAUAGUCCUACAACUACAUCUGACUUCAUUCCAGGUUAUCACAGUCUACAAACAGAUAUUAAGAUAAGAAGCCAACCGAUAAGUACUGCUGCGCCAACUGGGCCCAUGGCUGAAAGCAUAGUUGAACAUCAAUUUACUGGGGCACCGCAGACUUCCUUGGGCCAUCUGGACCAUGAAGGUAGGAAGCCUGCACAUAUGGGAGUUGCACUACCCCAAUAUGUUGAUGAUAAAACUUCUUUGCAAAGAGAAAACAAUCAUAAUCAUCUUCAGACAUCUCUUCCUCAGUCUGUUGUGGGGGGGUCGCAGUCCCCCGAUAGUGGAUUGACGGGAACUGCUCCUCAGUUGUAUCAAGUAAAUAUCUCCCAGCAGCCUGUGCUAUUGAUGGAACACAAGGCUAAACAAGACGUAGUGUAUAACACAUCAGUCAGUGUAGCUUCUGCUAGGGAUGCCUCUUCUCAAGCUUCUGACCAUCUGGUUCAUGAAUCUCCUAAAGAGAAUUCUGGUAAGGUGCCUGAUUUUGUGUCCAAAGAAGGUACGCUAGAGUCCUCUCCCGUGUACGAUCAACUCAGACAAAUUGACAGUAGAUUGGAAAAUCUUGGCGUGCGCCCCUCAGAAGUUGUUAUUGAUAACGAACAAUUGAUUCCGCCUGCUGAUAGUUCCAAGGAUGAUAUCGUGGAUAGUAGAGCACAUCAGAUUUCUAAUACCGAACCCUACAUAGAUAAUGCUUUUAGCAAUCCUCAGAUGGUUCUUGAUGGAAAUUAUUACAAACAAAAUGAGAUGCAGUAUUGUCCAUCCGAUGAAGUGCCUAACUUGCACAAUGAAGUUCCUUCCUGUUAUGAAGUGGCACAACCUCCUCUAUUAGUUUCAUUUGCAGGGAAUGAAUCAGUCCAGGUAACAGGAGCCCCACCAAGUGGUGAAUCAAAAGAUAAUUCUUCACAAUUUAUUCCAGACACUGUUGGUCAUGUCGAAGCUAUCCCUAUUGAUGGGAAAAGUCAAUAUCAUAUACCACCAGCUAACAGGAUUGGAGAUGUGCAGGACAACUCAAACUCUCUUUUUAGUAGCCAAGAUCCUUGGAAUCUACGUCAUGAAACUCAUUUCCCACCACCUAGACCAAACAAAAUUCUAACAAGAAAAGAAGCCCAUAAUAGAGAUCCUUUUGGCGAGAAUCGAUUUGGCAAUAUUGGAGAAGCACCUUCAGGAAAUAAUUUGGGCUUUACAUCGGAGUUACUAUCAGAUGAUGGAGUUCAGACUGGUAAAGGUUCAGCGGAGGAGCAUAUUAAGCAGGAACUUCAGGCUGUUGCAGAGGGUGUUGCUGCUUCUGUUCUUCAUACAUCUAUACCCUCUGUAUCUGUUUCUGAAGCCAAUCAAGAUAGCUUAGUUCAUAAUAAUGAUGUAGAAUUUCUGCAUGCCAAUAAAGUGGAGGAAACAAAGUCAAAACUGCCGGAGAAGGCAAAUCUUGGAUUUCCUGUAUCAGAUGGAAUUGGUCGCUUGCAGAUAAUAAAAAACAGUGACCUCGAAGAGCUUCGGGAGCUAGGUUCCGGCACUUUUGGUACAGUUUACCAUGGUAAAUGGAGAGGCUCUGAUGUUGCAAUUAAAAGGAUUAAUGAUAGGUGUUUUUCUGGGAAGCCUUCAGAACAAGAACGCAUGAGAGAUGACUUUUGGAAUGAGGCAAUCAAGCUCGCGGACCUUCAUCAUCCAAAUGUAGUGGCAUUUUAUGGUGUAGUGCUUGAUGGUCCUGGUGGCUCGGUGGCAACUGUGACAGAAUACAUGGUCAACGGUUCUUUAAGAACUGCACUUCUAAAGAAUGAGAAGAACCUGGAUAAGCGGAAACGUCUAUUGAUUGCUAUGGAUGCUGCAUUUGGGAUGGAGUACUUGCAUGGAAAGAAUAUAGUACAUUUUGACUUAAAAAGUGACAAUCUGCUUGUCAAUCUUCGUGAUCCACACCGGCCAAUAUGCAAGGUUGGUGAUUUGGGGCUGUCCAAGGUAAAAUGCCAGACACUAAUCUCAGGUGGAGUACGAGGAACACUUCCUUGGAUGGCGCCAGAGCUUCUAAACGGUAGCAGUAGCCUUGUGUCCGAGAAGGUUGAUGUGUUCUCAUUUGGCAUUGUGUUAUGGGAACUUCUAACUGGAGAAGAGCCAUAUAAAGACCUGCAUUAUGGGGCCAUUAUCGGUGGCAUUGUAAGCAACAGUCUGCGACCGCAUGUACCAGACUUUUGCGACCAGGAAUGGAAAUCACUGAUGGAAAGAUGCUGGUCUGCAGAUCCUUCAGAAAGACCGAAUUUCACAGAGGUAGCAAACCAGCUUCGGACUAUGGCAGCGAAGGUUCCUCAAAAAGUACAAGCCCAGCAGCAACCUUCCUCUACUCAACCCCAAGUUAAAAGUUAAAUUAGUAUAAUCUACUUCCUUGCUGUUUUUUCACUAGGCGGACGUUACAUAGAUCCUAUCUAUCAGCAUGAUUAGUUUUACUUGCCCCGGCCCCCCGCGCUGACCAUGUCCCUUGGAAACAAGAAAUACAAAGCCAAAAAAAAAAAAGUGCAUUUGGUUGUGGAAUUUCCGGAUGUUAUAUUCUCUUGUAUCUGUUUAAUGGACCUUUAGUUGCUUAAAAUCUCUCCUCGCAGUCUCUGAUCCACUAGGGUACCAGCCUCCCCUGAGGUUUAGAACUUGAUAUUAAAGAUUAAAAUUGAUUUCAUUAGC